Helianthus annuus (common sunflower) is the source of this 1058-nucleotide messenger RNA. RefSeq names its product trihelix transcription factor ASR3. The record is from RefSeq and is a predicted model, not a curated record. Bases 60 to 1058 code for a protein of 332 amino acids. The transcript is spliced from 2 exons. NCBI's taxonomy places the organism in Eukaryota, Viridiplantae, Streptophyta, Magnoliopsida, Asterales, Asteraceae.
AGAACCUACACAAAUUAGCCUUACAAACAAUUCAAGAACCUUACAAGUUUUCACUUUUCAUGGCAUCAGAAACAGAACAAGUGUGUGAUGAUGGUGGUAGUACACCAAGCAAGGUGGUUGAUGGGCAGCAACCACUGCCAUUGGCGGUGGUCGAAGUGGCGGAUGACAAGAACAAAUCACCAAGACACCCGCGUUGGACAAGACAAGAAACACUUACACUAAUAGAAGGCAAGAAAGUGGCAGAGAAUAGGGGUCGCAGGGGACGAAGGUCAAGUUCGGUUUUUGGGUCGGACCAGGUUGAACCGAAGUGGGACUCGGUUUCAUCGUAUUGUAAACAACGAGCCGUGAACCGAGGCCCGGUUCAGUGCAGGAAAAGAUGGAGUAAUAUGGUUGGUGAUUUCAAGAAAAUAAAAGCAUGGGAAUCGCAAGUGAAACAAGAGUCUGAUUCUUAUUGGGUAAUGAGAAAUAAUUUAAGAAAAGAGAAUAAAAUGCCCGGAUUUUUCGACAGGGAAGUGUUUGAUGUGUUGGAUGGGAAAGCGGUUACUAAGGAAGCUUACAAACGGGCUUUGGUGACCGUUAGUGCGGAUGCAAAAGAUGAUAAUGACGUGGUAGUGAUGGUGGGAGAGGCGGAGGAGGAGGAUGGUGGUUAUGCUGAGGUGGACGCUGAUGUCACUUUUGAUAGUGGUCGUCGUGCCAACUCAGAUGAUGGCCUUUUUCCCGAUUAUGACAGAAUGGAGGAGGUGGAGGUCGGAAAUGGGAAAGGUCAUGAUAAUCCAAUCCCUGAUCCGAUGCCUAUUUCAGGUAACAUGAAAGAAAGCAUGCCUCAAGAAGGAUGCAAGAGGAGAAGAGUAUCAAUAGAAGAAUGCCGAGACAACAACUUUAAUGAUCGAUUAAUCGACGUUCUUGAGAAGAAUGCCAACAUGUUAAACGCACGAAUGGAAGCGCAAAACACAAACUGUCAGUUGGAGAGAGACCAGAGAAAAGACUACAAUGACAGCUUGCUGUCAGCUCUUAACAAGAUUUCAGAUGCCUUAACAAAAAUUGCUGAUAAAUUAUGA